Molecule: messenger RNA, 1855 nt
Organism: Lolium rigidum
Lineage: Eukaryota; Viridiplantae; Streptophyta; Magnoliopsida; Poales; Poaceae
Product: transcription factor HHO6-like
Exons: 5
Coding region: 463-1569 (368 amino acids)
Biological process (GO): regulation of DNA-templated transcription
Molecular function (GO): DNA binding; DNA-binding transcription factor activity
Source: RefSeq, a predicted model, not a curated record
UCUCACAAACUCAUUUUCCAAACUGUUCUUUUAACAAAAAUCAGCAACGCGUUUUACAUAGGAUUUUGAGAACUACUCACUGAGUGCAAAAAUUAGAUAGACAAGCACUAGGCAGCCUGGCAAUUGGCAAACCCGGCCAGUGAGUUGUAGAUAAGUUUUUCUUUGUUCUUGCAAAGAAUAAAGACAGGAGUGAAGAACAAGUAAGAAGACAGUAGUAUCUUCCGUGGGUGAUUCUGUGCUGCUCCUCGGCAGAAUGACAAUUCUGCCCCCAGCUAGCUGAACCGUCUCUUCCUCCUCCGUCCCGUAUAAACGCCGGAGCAGCACGCGAACGGCACCACCGUCUCGGCAGUCGUCAUCUCCAUUUCCCUCUCGGGCAACCUCCUCGACCUCAUAGCGGAUCCGUGGAAGCCAGGUCGUGCUGCAUCUUGUGAAUUGGGAGGGAGCUCUGGAUCGGCGGCGGCGAUGGGGUCAUCGUCUGCCGUGAGCAACGACGCCGUCGACGUCCUCGGCGGUGGAGCGGGGGAAGACCAGCACCGUCUGCGAGCGAUGGCGGCGAGGAAGGCGACGGACUCGCUCAGGGCGGCCGUGGGCAGGUCCGGCGCGCCGGAGAAGGCGGCCAGGCUCGAGGAGUGCGCAAGGAGCCUCGAGGCCGAGAAGGCCAAGAUGGAGGUCUUCCGACGCGAGCUCCCCAUCAGCGUCCACCUCAUCGCCGACGUGAUCGACUGGCUGAAGGACGAGGUGACCCAGCACCGGACGUCGGCGGCGCCGGGUCAGCUGCUCGCCCCGUUGGCUUCGCGGUCGCCGUCACCGGCGCCGCCGGCGAAGAGGAAGGCGGAGGGCGUGAAGACGGAGGCGGACGCGACCGACAAGAGGAGCUGGAUGAGCUCAGCGCAGCUCUGGACCUGCGGGAGCCACAGCACCGCAAGCACCAGCAAUGGCGGCAGCGACAGGAAACAGGCCCAAAAGGUGUCUAAUGCGUUCAUGCCACUGAAUGGGUUGCCAUCCUUCUCAAAAUCAUCGGAGAGAACAGAGACCGCAGCCAUGGCAGUCCCAGCCCUGUCCCUCUCAUCCCCCAUGAUCGACGCCCCCUGCCCAGGUGCCCCGAGCGCCAACAGCAGCGUGGUCACUGACGCCCGAGAGCAGCAGUCGCGCAAGGCCAGAAGGUGCUGGUCGCCGGAGCUGCACCGCCGCUUCGUCGCCGCGUUACAGCGGCUCGGCGGACCGCAUGUUGCCACUCCGAAGCAGAUCAGGGACAUGAUGAAGGUGGACGGGCUCACCAACGACGAGGUCAAGAGUCAUCUGCAGAAAUACAGGCUGCACACGCGGCGAACAUCCGACAGUGAUCGGCAGCAGCAGGCCGCCGGCGUGUGGUCGCCGCCAGAGCAGUACACCACGUCGCAGCACAGCACGUCGCAGUCCGGCUCGCCCCAGGGCCCCCUGCAGCUCACCGUGUCGGCGUCGGUGACCGCCGGAGACAGCUGCGAUGGCGGGGACGAGGAGGACGGCAAGUCGGCGAGCUACAGCUGGGAGAUGCAGCAUAACGGCACGAAGGCGUCGUCGUCGUCUUGAGCACCGUGGUCAUUGUAGAAUUUGCACAGGCAUACUGCGUUGGACAGCAACAACGCUACCGAGGAUCCAGGAUUGAGGCGUUUUUCCCCUUGUGUAUAGAGGGUGAGAGAUUCAGGGACUGAGAUGUGGGUUUUUUUGAGGUGGAAUGUGCUGAAAGUUAACUGAACUGAUCUGAUUAACUGAGUUGUUUUAGGGAUAUACAGAGUUAUAGUAAGACAUGUUUUCGAUCGCACUGUAUUGCACUAAUAUGAUCUUUCAGGUGAAAUCAGGUGACCAUUAUUUUAAA